AUGGAGGAGGUAGAUUGCUGUUUACCGGUCACGAAGACGACAUCGGAAUCCUCAGAUGUUUGUCCGACGGAGGACGCCAUUAGAGCGUUGUUAGAAAACUUAGUAGACCCUUUGCUUCCAUUGAAGCCUUCUCCAAGUGAUGUUCCUUCGAAGGAUCUUCGAGAAUCUGUUGCUAAACAGGUUCAUGCAGUUGUGUUGCUGUACAAUUACUACCACAGAAAAGAGCAUACUCAUCUGGAGUAUUUGUCUUUUGAGUCAUUCCGUAGCUUGACUACUGUUAUGAGACCUGCUCUGAUGCAGCAUUUGAAGGAAUCUAGUGGAGACUGUGGUGAUUCGGAACAAACUUCGUUACUUGAGAAGGUUAUUGUGGAUGCAUGCAGUUUAUCCAUGAGCUUAGAUGCGUCUUCAGAUCUUUCUAUCUUGAAGAAAUGGCCCAUAAAGAAAGUUGCAGUUCUCUUAGUUGACUCAAAGAAGAAUACUUGUUAUCUUCAACACAGUUCAAUCACUCAAGGUGUGUGGUCACUACUUGAAAAGGAGAAAACUGUUGGUGGAGAUAAGAGUGAAGAGGUCAUGUUUCAAAAAGUUGCAUUUGCAGCUAUUAAGGAAGCUACUGGUGUUAAUCACAAAGACAUUGUGAUCUUGGAGAGGCAUUUGGUAUAUUCCUUGAGUGAAGAUAAGACAACGUCUCGCUUUUACAUAAUGAAAAGCAUUUCACAAGAUGUUUUUCCUGGAGAAAUUUCCAUCGAAGAAGCACUUAAUUGCAUGCAGGGUCCUUUAUUUGAGAAGAGCUUCUCUGAAUGGGCUACGAAUUCCAGAGUGGAUUACUUUCAUGUUCUUCCAUAUGCCAAUCUUAUAGCAGAUUGGUUUUCCAGGCGAGAAGAUACUGAAUUUGAGAUAGAGAAAGAAGUAGAAGCUAUAUGUGAUGAUAUCGAAAGUAAUGGAAAGGCAGAUGCAACCAAGGAGUUAGAAAUUCUCGACAUUCUUGCCAAAAAAGAUGCCGCUCCACUCAGCAUUCCUAAAGCUAGAAAAAAAGUUCCUCCGAGGAUCCAAUAUCGUAACCUGAGAGGAAGGAUAAAUGCUACAAAGGAAACCAAUGUCCAGUUGGAGACGGUAUUUGCGUUGAAAGCUAAGAAUGCAGAUAAUGAAAUGAGCCCUUGUAAGGGAAGCUAUUCGAAUGGAGAGAAAAGUGGUUUUGAGGUUGGGUUUGAUUCAAAUGAUCACAGAGAAAGAGGUAUUCAGAAGAAGAAAGCUGUUGAUGACAAACUUAAUAGCUAUCUUAAGCGUAAAGCAGCUCCUGCUUCUGCUCAUAACUCUAAUCUAAACCUGGAGGAGCUACAGACCACUCUUCUUUCCAGAGCAACAUCACUCUCCGAAACAGCAUUGAAGGUUCUUCAUUGCAAACGAGAUAAACUGACUCUUCAGCAGCGGUACAUAGAAGACGAGCUUGCUAAAUGUGAUAAUAGCAUCAAGAACAUCAAAGGAGGUAAUUUGGAGCUGCAACUUGAAACAAUACUUGAGUGUUGUAACGAUGCAUACCCGAGGCGUAUCCUAGAAGAAUCUCCUGACAAGUCAGCAUGCCAAAGCAACAAGAGGAUGAAGCUCGGUGAACCUCUUCCUUCUAAAAGUUUGUGUCAGAAACUCGAUGAGAUCUGUCUCGGGAAUAACUGGGUGCUACCAAACUAUCGAGUGUCUCCAUCAGAUGGUGGAUUUGAAGCUGAAGUAAUAAUAAAGGAGACUCUUUUCGCGUAUACAUUCUGUGGAGAGGUAAAGUCUGAUGCUGAGGAAGCUAGGGAAUCUGCGGCAGCUCGCUUGCUAACUAGGUUACUCGACAACAUAGCAUCCAACUUCUCAUGA
This is a messenger RNA of Arabis nemorensis, 1854 nucleotides long. The record is from the annotation of a GenBank genome assembly. Lineage: Eukaryota; Viridiplantae; Streptophyta; Magnoliopsida; Brassicales; Brassicaceae.